CAGGUGGAGGGCGCAAACAGAGAGAAACCAAAUGGGAAGGAAAAAAACAAGAUGAAGGGAAGAAAGGAAAGGAGCGCUGCCUCUCGUAAAGCACGCUGACAGAAACAAACAGAGAGAGAGAGGCAGGGAGGAACUGGAUAACCCAGCGACUCCGGCACUGUUUCUAGCAGAGGGAAGGAGGAGGAAGAGUGCGAUGCUACAGUGCUGCUCUGCCUGAACCAAAGCAGGAGGGAAGGAAGGAGCAACAGAGAAGAGGAGGAGAAGGAAUCCCUCGAAAAACAGCCUGAAGAGUGGACAGAGAAAGAGGAUGGAGGAGAGGAGAACACGCAGAAACCCUUGGGUGCUCAGGCUCACAUGAGUGUAUGGACCUGUGCCCGGCCGGAGUUACUACAAGAUGCUGUCAAAGAACGAGCGUGCGAGGGCGGAGUGUUAGUGUGCGAGUGAUGGAUGUCUGUUUGCACAAACUACGGCCGCUCCGCAAAAGUCAGCAGAAGUAGACGAGAGGCUCGUGUCUCUGUCAGAGCAGGUGUGUGCGAGUGUCGGUGUGAGAACAUAUGACACACCAGCUGUUUUAGGAGGUAAACAGAGCCGGGGUAGCCCAGAGGAGAGAAGAAGGAAGACACGUUCACGUGAGGAAGUGCAUGAAAGGCGAAUCGCACACGCGGAGUCAACCGGUUCAGAGUCGCAGUUAGUGGUGUGAGGAAAGCGUGGUGGACAGCACAUUUAAUAGAAGACAGGGAGUUUACAAUGAGGUGUCACUGAGCUUCUCCGGGGUUCCUGACUUCUCUAUACCAAACCAGCCACCUGAAGCCACUCCCUACCUCAACUCAACCCAACAAGUGGACUUGAACACUGAGAGACAAGGACUUGAACCCCAGCUGUCUGGGAAGCCCACCUGAAGUGGGGUCAGUCCUGACUUUCUGUGCCCAGUGGAUGCCUCCUGACUCCAACCAUGGGAGAAUGGACCAUCCUAGAGCGCCUCCUGGAGGCCGCUGUGCAGCAGCACUCUACUAUGAUUGGAAGGAUCUUGCUGACUGUCGUUGUCAUCUUCCGUAUUCUGAUUGUGGCCAUCGUCGGAGAGACGGUGUACGAGGAUGAGCAGACCAUGUUCAUCUGUAAUACUUUACAGCCGGGCUGCAACCAAGCUUGCUAUGACAAAGCCUUCCCCAUUUCCCACAUCCGCUACUGGGUCUUCCAGAUCAUACUGGUGUGCACACCCAGCCUCUGCUUUAUCACCUACUCUGUCCAUCAGUCAGCCAAGCAGAGAGACCGGCGCUACUCUUUUCUCUAUCCAAUAAUGGAGAGGGACUACGGCGGAAGGGAUGGGGCUCGGAAGCUCCGCAACAUAAAUGGAAUUCUAGUUCAGCACGGAGGGGAUAGUGGAGGAGGGAAGGAAGAACCUGACUGUCUGGAGGUGAAGGAGAUCCCCAAUGCCCCACGGGGCCUCACGCAUGGAAAGAGCUCCAAGGUUCGCCGGCAAGAAGGGAUCUCCCGCUUUUACAUCAUUCAGGUGGUGUUCAGAAACGCCCUAGAGAUUGGCUUCUUAGCGGGCCAGUACUUCCUUUACGGCUUCAGUGUGCCUGGGAUUUUCGAGUGUGACCGCUACCCGUGUCUCAAGGAGGUGGAGUGCUACGUUUCCCGGCCCACAGAAAAAACGGUUUUCCUGGUCUUCAUGUUUGCCGUGAGCGGCAUUUGCGUGGUGCUCAAUCUGGCUGAACUCAAUCAUCUCGGCUGGCGCAAGAUCAAGGCUGCCAUCAGGGGGGUCCAGGCCCGCAGGAAGUCUAUCUGUGAAAUCAGGAAGAAGGACAUGGCACAUCUGUCUCAGCCACCCAACCUGGGACGCACGCAAUCCAGCGAAUCGGCCUACGUCUGACGAUAAAGGGAGACAACAGAGGGGGAGCGGAAUGAAUGUGCAACAGAGAGAAUGAACAAAUUCUGAUUUCAAUUUAAUGAAGAUGGUGUGGAGGUCAAACAAGAUGACCUCUCCUCUAUGACGGAAUGAAACAGAAUGUAAAAAAAAAAAGGACCAAACCUCAGGCUCUGCGGCGCUGAAAGUCAGCAGAGGCUUGAAAAGGAAGAAAAUUAGAGAGCAUCAAAGAGAACAAUAAAUUUCGUUUUGCAAACAUACAUAAUAAAGACAUGCUGAUCUCAUAAGGAGAUAGUCCAACUGCCAUUUUAUACUUCUGUCUUUUUUAACUAACGACCUUCUCUGCUUCUCGUUUCUUAUGCGGAGAAUUAAAUCCUCACGGGGCUGAUCUAGAGACGAGAGUAAGAGGGGAAGAGGGAGGAAAACAGAUGAGAGGCUGUUUUGUGUUCUCUGGGGAUAUUCGAAGGCGACAUGGUUGUUUGAUGCAUCCCAUGGUG
Molecule: messenger RNA, 2364 nt
Organism: Oreochromis aureus
Lineage: Eukaryota; Metazoa; Chordata; Actinopteri; Cichliformes; Cichlidae
Gene: gjd1b
Product: gap junction delta-2 protein
Exons: 2
Coding region: 953-1873 (306 amino acids)
Biological process (GO): cell communication
Cellular component (GO): connexin complex
Source: RefSeq, a predicted model, not a curated record